GGAUGACUGUAGAUCUGACAGAGUUCAGUGGAGCUUCAGUGUGAAGGUGUGUGAGCAAGCAGAAGUGCUGGAUGGAGGAUAUGAACUGUGGAUUUAGCUCCUGUCGGUGAGGCUGAAUAACACGCCUGGACCAAGCGGACCAAAUUAUACACUUCACAAUAUGAAGACGCGAACGCGUCAUGGGAUCAUAUUGAUUGGUUUUGUGACCGUGCUUACAAGCUUAUUAAUCCUGUACAACAGCAGUUCUACCGACACACCAGAAGAUCAGAUGCAGUCAGACGGACAUCAGAUGAACGUUUUAAGAUGGCAAACAUCCCACUUAGAAGGGUACAGCAGCAUCAUUGAACAUAAGCCUCUUAGGAUGCAUUGCAGAAGUUGUGCCUUGGUGACCAGCUCUGGUCACAUGACAGGAAGUGAUCGAGGUGCAGAGAUUGAUAGCAAGGAAUGCGUCAUCCGUAUGAACGAUGCCCCGACAAAAGGCUACCAGAGGGAUGUGGGCCAGCGGACGAGCCUGCGUGUGGUCGCACAUUCCAGCAUGCAACGUGUGCUACGAAACCGCCAUGAGCUACUCAACUCCAGCCAGGACACAUUCUUUAUCUUCUGGGGGCCCGGAAACUAUAUGCGACGAGACGGUAAAGGCCUUGUCUACAACAACCUGCGCCUGAUGAAGCAGAUGAUGCCUAAACUACAGGUGUAUGUUAUCUCACGGUUGAAGAUGUUGCAUUUUGAUGAGCUUUUUAAGAAGGAAACGGGAAAAGACAGGAAAAGGUCGAAUUCAUGGCUCAGCACUGGUUGGUUCACCAUGGCAAUCGCUAUGGAGGUUUGUGACAGAAUUGACGUCUAUGGCAUGAUUCCUCCUGAGUUCUGCAAGUCUCCCAAGCCCUCAGUGCCGUAUCACUACUACGAGCCUGCGGGGUCGGAUGAAUGCACCAUGUAUCUCUCCCAUGAGCAAGGCCAGCAUGGCAGUCACCAUCGUUUCAUUACAGAGAAACAUGUCUUUGCCAACUGGGCACGUAUGUUCAACAUACACUUCUAUCAGCCUGACUGGAGACCGACGCCAGUCGCAAAGAACAGCACAGACUCCUGAAGUUCGGAUGUUUUUAGGACUCAGAGCCUGUUGGUGACAGAGUGUGUCCUAUUGAGGACAAAUUAAUGUUUUAACUUAAACAUUUUAACUUGAACACAUUAUGAAUGAUGUUCUUUCUAGAGGCUUGAAACACCAAGAACAACUUUAUACAAGGCACUUGUUGGACAUAAAGACUUUUUUUGAUGAACAUUUUAAUUGCAAAAGCUGAAGUGCUGAAUGAAAAUGUUUAACGAGUAUGUUAAAUGUGACAAGAGCACAUUCAUAAUUCAGAAAACUGGGUUACUGUAUAAUUAUAUCACAUUUUCUGUUUCCAGCAAUUACUAGUUUGAUAUCUAGGCCAUAUUGUUCCCCCUGUGUAAUUUCAUUUAAAUUACACAGAGCCUCACUAAUUUUUGCCGCUUUUAGAGUGUCGAGCAUAUGUUACAAAUGUACUUCUCUCAGUGGCAUCUAAAAGGAACCAUGUGCAAUUUGUGCAUUUUCCAAAUGAGACUUUGUUCAUAGGGCCUCAUUAGAUUUGUCUGAUUUAGUUUUUGUACAAGUAAAAAAAGAUGUUUAUCUCUUAAAAUAAGCUGUAAAUAUAGAUUUAUGCUAAUACAUGUGAUGUUCUCAGUAGUUCUAGUCUUUCCUCUAAAUCAGAGGUUUCCACAGACUGUUUCAUGCUAGGACCCACCAAAGUAAGUAAAUCAGUUUUAAGACCUUUUUUUUAUAUACAAUUUUUUAUCGUCCUUGUCAUAUAGUUUAAUAUAAUAUAGUAUAAUAUUUCAUGUUUUAUGCUAUGUCUUGAUGCAUUGACACGGAACUAGCUUAAAUGAGUCUCAUGGCAAUUCUAUUUUACGUUUAGUGGAUAAUUCAUAACAAUUAAUUUCAUAUGAUCGUACGUUUAAAGAAUUAGUUCACUUUAAAAUGAAAAUUACCCCAAGAUUUACUUAUGACUUUCUUCUUUCUGAUGAACACAAUCGGAGUUAUAUUAAUAAAUAUCCUGACGCGCCCAAGCUUUAUAAUGGCAGUGAACGGGGACAACAAGUUUGAAGCUCAAGAAAGUGCAUCCAUCCAUCAAAUACAUACUCCACACGGCUCCGGGGGGUUAAUUAAAGGCCUUCUGAAGUGAAGAGAUGCGUUUGUGUAAGAAAAAUAUCCAUAUUUUACAAGUUAUAAAGUAAAAUAUCUAGCUUAACUUACGAAGAAAGUGUAACGCCUCUCGCAGUUCAAAGUGCUUAUGCUACGUCCUACACCUUCCAUAUUCAACUGAUGCGACAUUUUUUUCAUAAGUUGAAUACAUAAGGCGGUAGGACGUAGCUUAAGUGUUUACACCUAGGAUGGCUUGAGGUUGAUUUUCAUUUUAAAGUGAACUAAUCCUUUAAGCCCCAGUGGCAGUUAGGUUUAGGUGCAGGGUUAGGGUAGGACCUUCAUGCUUACUUUUUUCCAAAAAUCGUACAUUUUUCAACAAUUCACAUCGUACGAAUUUAUACAUAGGUAUUUUUUCCUGUGAGAUUGGGUUGGUCAUAAAGUAUGUUGACUCAGUAGCUGCUGUGAACAAUUCGUUAAAAGAUUUGUCAUUCUUAUUCAAACCGAUAACACCUGAGUUUGUUAGUCUUUUAAACAAUGAACCAAAUACAAGUUAUGGCGAACUUGUUAAUUAAAUCAGAGAACUUAUAGUUUUCAUAUUUAUAACCUCCACCAUUAUUCUCAGACUAUGUGCGUCCUACUUAUUUCCACAGUUUGAAAACUGCUGCAAAGACUUUAAGCCAUAGAAAAUCUUUGGAAGUUCCAAUGUCAUAGAUGUAUGAAGCCCCUAAAAGGACAUUGUAAUGGAAAACAUUUUGUGAGCAAAUGCAAAUUUUCUCCAAUCUCAUUUUUUUUUUUUUUUUUUUCAUCACCAUAUCCCUUUAGAGCAGGAGUGGCCAACUCUGAGAUGUGGGAACUUUUGAGGUCUGAGAUGUGGGAACGGUGAAGAGAGAGAGGGCAAAUAGUUUGCAGUUUAGCUCAGUAUUGCCGUCUAAUCAGCCAGUAUUGUCUUAAAUAGCCAUAGCACUUCAUCUUUUUAUAACAUGAGGUUUUGACCAAAUGUAGCCUAUUCAAUCUUGAUUUUGGUGAAAUGUUGCAACAAUUUUUUUUUUUUUUUUUUUUGUGAAAAAUUACAGUUAUGGACAUACAAGGUAAUAACAAAUAAAUUAAAACAUCCCUUAAAGUAACUACAAAUGAGCAUGUAAAGCAAAUAUCUUCUGUUCGGAGCAUGCCCCCACCCCACGCAAUGUUCUCACCUUUUUCCCCCCUUACCUGUUUGCAUCCCUGAAAGAUUCAAGGAGGCCUUUACUUCUCUGUUAGCAAAUGAUAUAUAACCAGUGCUAUAAUGUAUCCAUGCAGACGUUAAAUGUAACAUCAAGAACUUUCUUAUUGUCAUAAAAUCUCAAGAACCAUGUACAUCAAAAAAAAAUGGUCCUUGAUAAGGACAGUUCUUUGUUGAAUUUCGUCACAUUAAACAUUUAUAUUGGAGUUUCCCACA
Molecule: messenger RNA, 3590 nt
Organism: Ctenopharyngodon idella (grass carp)
Lineage: Eukaryota; Metazoa; Chordata; Actinopteri; Cypriniformes; Xenocyprididae
Gene: st6galnac5b
Product: ST6 (alpha-N-acetyl-neuraminyl-2,3-beta-galactosyl-1,3)-N-acetylgalactosaminide alpha-2,6-sialyltransferase 5b
Exons: 5
Coding region: 161-1087 (308 amino acids)
Biological process (GO): ganglioside biosynthetic process; oligosaccharide metabolic process
Molecular function (GO): alpha-N-acetylgalactosaminide alpha-2,6-sialyltransferase activity
Source: RefSeq, a predicted model, not a curated record